This is a messenger RNA of Vigna unguiculata (cowpea), 4392 nucleotides long. Its product is annotated as protein SUPPRESSOR OF npr1-1, CONSTITUTIVE 1-like. The record is from RefSeq and is a predicted model, not a curated record. Lineage: Eukaryota; Viridiplantae; Streptophyta; Magnoliopsida; Fabales; Fabaceae.
AUAUCAGUUUCGUACUAAUUUUGCUUCAAAGUUUGACUCUGGAGACACAGCACUCACUCCAUCCAUCAUCAUACCAUGUUUUCCUCUUCCUUAACCUACGAUGUGUUCCUCAGCUUCAGAGGGGAAGACGCACUCCACGGUUUCACCGGCAAUCUCUACAAAGCUCUCUGUGACAGGGGAAUUCACACCUUCAUCGAUGAUGAUGACCUUGAGAGUGGAGAGGAAAUCUCACCAGCACUUCUGAAAGUAAUUGAAGAGUCUAGGAUUGCCAUCGUUGUGCUCUCUCAAAACUAUGCUUCUUCCUGUUUCUGCUUGGAUGAACUUGCAGUCAUCCUUAACUGCAAGAAUAAAGGGCUACAUGUUAUACCGGUAUUUUAUAAGGUGGAUCCUUCAGACGUGAGACACCAGAAAGGGAGUUAUGGAGAAGCAUUGACUAAGCAUCAGAUAAGAUUCAAAGAUAUGGAGAAGGUGCAGAAAUGGAAGAUGGCUCUGCGUCAAGUAGCUAACUUGUCUGGCUAUCAUUUCGAAGACGGAGUUGGAUAUGAAUACAAGUUUAUUAAGAGAAUUGCUGAGGAUGUCAAGCACAAGAUUAUUCGUGAUUCUUUUACACAUGUUUCGGAUUACCCAAUUGGACUAGACUCACAAGUGCUAGAAGUAAGGAAAGUUUUGGAGUUUGGAACUGAGGAUGGUGUUCACAUGAUAGGAAUCCACGGGAUGGGUGGGAUAGGAAAAUCAACACUUGCUCGAGCUGUCUACAAUGAUUUAAUUGGUGAGAAUUUUGAUGGAUUGUGUUUUCUUGAAAACGUGAGAGAAAACACAAACAAACAUGGGUUAAAACACCUGCAAAGCAUCCUUCUAUCACAGAUAUUAGGAGAUAAGGACAUCUACUUCACAAGUAUGCAACAAGGAAUUUCUACGAUAAAGUGUAGGUUGAAGAUGAAGAAGGUUCUCUUGAUUCUGGAUGAUGUUGACAAGCCCGAGCAAUUAGAAGCAGUUGCUGGAGGAUGUGACUGGUUUGGUCCUGGCAGCAGAAUCAUCAUCACAACUCGGAACAAACAAUUGUUGGAAAACCAUAGAGUUACUAUGACAUAUGAGGUGAAGGAAUUGAAUAAUAAUGAUGCUCUUCAGCUGCUUAAAUGGAAAGCUUUCAGGAAUGUAAAGGUUGAUCCAGAGUAUGAGUUAGUCUUGAAUAGUCUUUUAACUUAUGCUUCUGGCCUUCCACUGGCUUUAGAAGUAAUAGGAGGCAGCUUGGUCGGAAAAAGUAUAGAAGGAUGGAAGACCACUGUCAAACAAUAUGAAAUGAUUCCCAAAAUGGAAAUCCUAAGUAUACUUAAAGUAAACUUUGAUGCUUUGGAGGAAGAAGAGAAGAGUGUUUUUCUUGAUAUUUCUCGUUUCUUAAAUGUAUAUGCGCCGACAGAGGUUGAAGAUAUACUUAAUGCUUGUUAUGGUCGUAGCAUGAAACAUCACAUUGGAAUGCUGGUUGAAAAAUCUCUGUUGAAGUAUGAUUAUUUUGAUAAUAGACUUACAAUGCAUGACUUGGUAAGGGACAUGUGUAUAAGCAUUGCCUGGGAGGAAUUACGGAAAGAGCCGGGGAAGAACAGUGGAUUAUGGUUACAUAAAGAUGUGAUUCAUGUUUCGAAUAACACUAGAAUAAAAGGAUUGAAUGCAAGCAGCUUCAAGAGGAUGAAAACCCUCCAAAAACUUCAUAAAAAAUUUCAGUUUUUCAAUCAUUUUCUUCGAAGUUCGAGAGCAUUGAUAUGGUUCAGAUUUUCUUCAAAUUGUUUACCAUCUGCGUUGGAUAACUUAUUGAAGAAGUUCGAGAAUCUAACCGUCAUGAGUUUUGACGACUGCAAAAUUUUGACGCACAUUCCUGAUGUAUCUGAUCUCCCAAAUUUGAAGGAACUUUCAUUUAAAGAGUGUGAGAAUUUAAUUACAGUUCACGACUCAGUUGGUUUUCUGACUAAACUUAAAAUAUUGAGGGUUGUUGGUUGCAGCAAGCUUAUUAGUUUUCCACCUCUCAACUUAAACUCUCUCGAAAGACUAGAACUUUCAAAUUGUUCCAGUCUUGAGAACUUUCAGAGAUUUACCACAGAAGAAUGGGAAUCUGCUUUAAAUCAAUAUGAUUCUGUUGGACUGGAGUCACGUUCAGAUGCAUUCAGCUACGAUGUGUUCCUCAGCUUCAGAGGCUUAGACACACGCUAUGGUUUUACGGGCUAUCUCUACAAAGCUCUUCAUGACAGUGGAAUCCACACUUUCAUUGCUGAUGAAAACCUUCAGAGAGGAGAGGAAAUUACACCAACAACUGUGAAAGCAAUUAAAGAGUCCAGGAUUGCUAUCACUGUGCUUUCUGUAAACUAUGCUUCUUCCACCUGUUGCUUUGAUGAACUUGCAACCAUUCUUGACUGCCUUAAGAGAAAAAGACUUCUGGUUUUACCAGUCUUUUAUUAUGUGGAUCCUACACUGGUGCAAUUGCAGAAAGACAGUUUUAGAGAAGCCUUGACUAAACAUGAGAAGAGGCUCAAGCAUGACAUGGAAAAGUUGUUGAAAUGGAAGAUGCUUCUUCAUCAAGUAGCUAAGUUGUUUUUCUUUCAUAUCGACCAUGGGAAUGGAUAUGAAUAUGAGUUUAUUGGGAAGAUUGUGGAGUGGGUCUCCAAGAAGAUUAAUCCUGGUCAUUACCCAGUUGGAAUAGAGUCAAAAGUGCAAGAAGUAAUGAAACUUUUGGAUGUUGGAUGUGAUGGUGGUGUCCACAUGAUAGGGAUUCAUGGAAUUGGCGGGGUUGGAAAAUCAACUCUUGCCAAAGAAGUUUAUAAUGAUUUGAUUUCGUACAAGUUUGAUGCUUCAUGUUUUAUUGAAAACGUGAGAGAAAAAUCAAACAAGCAUGGGUUACAAUAUCUUCAAAGCAUCAUUCUUCUGAAUUUACUUGGAGAGAAGGACAUGAAGUUAACAAGUGUGCAACAAGGGAUUUCAGUGAUACAACGUAGGCUCCAGAAAAAGAAGGUUCUCUUGAUUCUAGAUGAUGUUGACAAGGAGGAGCAAUUGCAGGCAGUUGUUGGAAGAGCUGAUUGGUUUGGUCCUGGCAGCAGAGUCAUAAUCACAACACGAGAUGAACAGCUGUUAGCCUCCCAUAAUGUUCAAACAACUUAUGAGGUGAAGGGAUUAAAUAACGAUGAGGCUCUUCAAUUGCUUAAAUGGAAAGCUUUUAAAAAGCAUUACUUUGAUCCGAGUUAUGAGGAGCUCCUGAAUCAUGUAGUAACUUUUGCUGCUGGCAUUCCAUUAGCAUUGGAAGUAAUAGGUUCCAACUUGUAUGGAAAAAGUGUAGAAGAAUGGAAACCAGUCAUCCAUAAAUUAAAAAAAUGUCCUAAUAAUCCGGUUGAAACAAUACUUAAAGCAAGCUUUGAUUCUUUGGAGGAAAAAGAAAGGAGUGUUUUUCUUGACUUUGCUUGUUGCUUCAAAGGAUAUGAAUUGGCAGAGGUCGAAGAUAUACUUCAAGCUCAGUAUGGUCAGAACAUGAAGUGUUACAUUGACAUAUUGGUUGACAAAUCUCUAGUAAAGCUUAUUCAUGGUACAAAACCUUGUUAUGAUAGAGUUACAUUGCAUGACUUGAUUGAGGACAUGGGUAAAGAUAUUGUCCAACAGGAAUCAUUGUUAGAGCCAGGUCAGCGUAGCAGGUUAUGGUUACUGGAAGAUGUUAGAGAAGUUUUAGAAAACAACAGGGGAACUAACAAAAUUGAAAUCAUAUGUCUGGAUUUCCCCAUAUUUGAUCAAGAAGAAGGAGUAGAAUGGAAUGGAAAGGCCUUCCAGAAUAUGCAGAACCUCAGAACACUUAUUAUUAGAAAUGGUAGUUUUUCGAAAGGUCCAGAAUAUCUACCAGAUAAUUUGAGAGUGCUUGAAUGGUGGAGAUAUCCGUCAAAUAGUUUACCAUCUGAUUUUCAUCCAAAGGAACUUGCCAUAUGCAAGUUACCCUGCAGUAGUAUUUCGACAAUUGAGUUGACAAACUUAUUGAAGAAGUCGGUGAAUCUAAGAGUUUUUAAAUUUUCAAAUGCAAAUGUUUAACCAAGAUACCUGACAUAUCUGGUUUCCAAGUGUGGAGAAACUUUCAUUUGAAUAUUAUCAUGGCUUUGUGCUUCAGGAUGCAACUUGUGUUGAUUAUUUUUUCAAUAGGUUUCACAUGGUAUGUCCAAGAUUUAGACCUAUCGAACAAUAACUUCAAAAUUCUUCGUGAAUACAUCUAUUUUUCAAUUUGUAAGGAUGCUAAAUGUUACUUAUGGUGAGCAUGUUUUGGAAAUUAGAGGGAUUCUGUAGUCCUUAAAACAUUUGUAGGCAAGAGACUGCAAAUCCUUGACUUCGUCAUGUAUAAGCAUGUUCCUGAAUAAGGUUUUGUCCUGUUUUCAA